This is a messenger RNA of Toxotes jaculatrix (banded archerfish), 3151 nucleotides long. It is a transcript of the gene add2, whose product is annotated as adducin 2 (beta). The record is from RefSeq and is a predicted model, not a curated record. The coding region runs from base 195 to 2210 and encodes 671 amino acids. Lineage: Eukaryota; Metazoa; Chordata; Actinopteri; Toxotidae. The transcript is spliced from 15 exons. Gene Ontology annotation, biological process: barbed-end actin filament capping. Gene Ontology annotation, cellular component: cytoskeleton; plasma membrane; postsynaptic density. Gene Ontology annotation, molecular function: actin filament binding.
GAGUCAUAUCACCGGCUAACUUCCUGUUAGUGGUUCUGACGCUGCUGUCUGCAUGUGAGCUUUUACUGCUAAUGCUGCAUUUUCUAUAGCUCUGCCUUUCCACCGGCCAGUGCCCUGAGGAAUCCAGCAUCCUUAAUGUGAGGUCCUACCCACCCACGCCUGGUUGUAAGACACCUACUACAAAACAGUAGAAGAUGAGCAAGUCCCCCACCCCUAAGGGCACCCCGGUGCAGCGCAGCCCCAGUGAUGGGGUCCCUGAGGGCCUCCAGUCUCCUCAGCACUCCACACCUGGCUCCGGACCCCAGCAUAAGAAACGCAUUUCCAGCCUGCUUCAGAGUCCGUCAUUCAGGGAGGAGCUGGAUGUGCUGAUCCAGGAACAGAUGAAGAAAGGUGGAAGCUCGUCCAACCUGUGGGCCCUGAGACAGCUUGCUGAUUUCAUGGCCUCUCAUGGCUCUCCAGCUGCUCUGCCAGUCUCUCCUUCUAACAUGAUGAUGGUGACACCCAUCAACGACCUGCAUGGGUGGGAGCCUGGCAGCAUGGUGAAGGGAGAGAGGUUGAUGCGCUGCAAGCUGGCCAGCACCCACCGCCUGUUCGACCUCUUCGGCUGGGCCCAGAUCAGCCGCACCUGUCUCACCCUCCGUGUCAGUAAAGAACAGGAACACUUCCUGGUGCUUCCAGACGGCCUGACCUACAGCGAGGUGACUGGAUCCAGUCUGGUGAAGGUGAAUAUCCUGGGUGAGGUGGUGGAGAAGGGCAGCACCAACCUUGGCGUGGACGCAGAGAACUUCAGCCUGCACUCGGCCAUCUACUCAGCCCGGCCAGAUGUUCGCUGUCUACUUCACCUCCACACACCGGCCACAGCUGCGGUUUCAGCUAUGAAGUGCGGCCUCCUGCCGCUGUCCCAUGAGGCUCUGCUGGUUGGUGACGUGGCCUACUAUGACUACAAUGGAGUCAUGGAGGAGGAGGAGGACAGAGUGGAGCUGCAGAAGAGCUUGGGACCCACCUGUAAGGUUCUGGUGCUGAGGAAUCACGGCAUCGUGGCUCUUGGGGAGUCUGUGGAGGAGGCCUUCUACACCAUCUACCACAUCCAGGCUGCCUGCCAGAUCCAGGUGUCAGCUUUGUGUUGUGCUGGUGGUGAACACAACCUGAUUUUGCUGGAUCGGACCACCCAUAAACCCAACCCCACUGGCACCGUGGGCUGGGCUGGCUCCACCUUUGGGCCCCUGCACAAGAGCCGCAUCGGGGAGCAUGAGUUUGAAGCCCUCAUGAGAACCCUGGAUAACCUGGGAUACCGUACCGGCUAUGCCUACCGUUUCCCUGUGCUGCUGGAGCGAUCGCGGAUGCGGAGAGAGGUGGAGGUGCCUGCGACCGUCACAGCGUUCCACCAGUUUGAUGAUGACGGAGUCCACCCAGCUCUGAGGCAGCACCCUUUUGCCCAGCGCCAGCAGCAGGAGAGGACCCGAUGGCUCAACACUCCCAACACCUACCAAAAAGUCAGCCAGGAGCAAGCCAGUCCUGGGCAUCAGCGCACCACUUGGUUGAAGACAGAAGAGAUGACACAAGCUGGCAGCACAUCCAUCAAGAUAGAGAACCCAAACCAGUUUGUGCCUCUUUUCACCAACCCUCAAGAGGUGAUUGAGACACGGAACAAGAUCCGACAGCAGAAUCGUCAGGACAUGAAGACAGCGGGACCACAGUCUCAAGUCCUCGCCAGCGUCAUAACAGAGGACAGUCCUCCGUCUCCAGUCAGCCCACCCAAAGUCCCACCAGAGCCAGAACCUCCCAACCCCUUCAACCAGCUGACGGACCAGGAGCUGGAGGAGUACCGCAAAGAAGUGCAGAGGAAACAGGACGGAGGCACCAAUGUAGGGGAGGAGGUGGCAAAUGACAAGGAGCCUACCCCUGCUACCUCCCCCACAAAGGGCCCUCCGCCCAGCCACCCUCCUCUGUCAGAAGAGGCAAAGAACGACUCUUCAGCCAAACAGGAAGGAGGCAAGGAGGAGAAGCAGACGACAGAAGAAUUAGAGAAGGGCAUGAAGGCUCUUUCAACCAACGACACCUCCUCCACCCCUGCUGCUCCACCUGCCAAACCACAAGGUGGCACCCCUGAGGGUUCGCCCUCCAAAUCCCCGUCCAAGAAGAAAAAGAAGUUCAAACCGCCGUCGUUCCUCAAAAAGAGCAAGAAGCAGAAGGAGAAAGCAGAGACCUGAGGCGUCCAGACACACCAGACCUCGGUGAAAUACUACUGUGAAAUAUUUCUUAGUGUGUGGUGCGUGAGUAGCAGACGGAGUUGACCACAUGAGAUCCAUUCAAACAGUCGGCUAAGAUGUCAUUCACAGACACAGUGUACUAGACUGACUUUCAAAUGCUUUACUGUAAACUGCACUGAUUUGAUCUAUGUGGUUAUUCGUCUAAAGCAAGUUAAAAACACUGAUGAUUAUUUUCACCUACUAUUUGACCCAGGUCGGACACAACCCAACAUUCUGACACACCACGACUUGUCUCUCUCACACACACACACACACACUUGCACACACACACACACACACACACACACACACUCUCACACGCACACACACAUGCACAGUCCGUGUAUUACUCAUGUCUUAUUUUCACCUGCUGUGCUAUCAAACCAUUACUUAACUUCACUGUAUAGACAUUCAUACAUGUUUGUUUUUCAGACUGGGAUUACUGCUCUGAUCCUGUGCACUUGCCGCUCAGAACUUGUUUCAUUUUCCAUCCACACCUUCGCAAGACACGGUGGAAAUUUAAGUCCCCAUGAAUUAUGCACCCCUUAUCCAUCUAUAGGCACUUGACGUAUGUAUAUUGACAUUCUAGUACGUUACAUUUGUUCAUCAUCAUAGGCAUCUCCUAGUCAUGAUUUGGUUUUAGUUAUCAGAUAGAUGUUGCAGGUAUGCUAUGUGAGCACCGGUGCAGUACAUGUAGAAAUAUACUGAUAGCUACUGAUUGUGCUCUUCUGAAUGCUGGUUUUGUGUAAUACUAUCAGUCUAUUGACAUUAUUACAGCAGGGAAAGACACAGGAAAAGAAAGCAGGGGAAAAUAUACUGGCUCGCAACAAAACACAAGCCGCUGUUAAUGCCACUAUUACCAAAAAAAAAAAAAAGGAUAAAGCAUAAAGAAUUUGUUGCUU